ACGUGAUACUAAUACGAGAAUCAAGAUGGCGACGUAGGGUACUUCCCUAAAGUCGACAGAAGUCUUCUGCUAAAUAUUGAGAUUUCAUUAGUAUGUAAUACUGCAAAUAUCGAAGUAUCAAAACAUGGCAUCGGGUGGAGGUUUUCAGCGCGUUACGAACCCGUUCGACUUGCCAACAUACCAGAAACGAAUCCGUCACCUCCGAAGUGUUGCUGUGAGGAACUUGGUAUGCCACACCUACCGAGGUAUCGAGGUGAUGAAGAUGCAAACCUUCUUCACGCUGCAUCGCAACACCAGGUCUCCAGCAUUUUACACAAGCGAGAAAGCUGUCGGCUCAGUGAAUCCUACAUGGAAGAGCUUUGACAUCAGCAGAUAUGAAAAAGAUGUCAAUUUGAAAUCCAAAUCUGUUGUGGUGAGGGUGUGGGUGUCUCAGGACGAUCGGUUCACCCUGCUCAUAGACCUCACCAUUCACCUUAGCGGACUGGCCUUCUUUGCUGAGAAGCUACAGCACAGCGGUGUCAAGUACAAUCCAAACACGGUCAUCUUCGGCAUGUUUGACAAGUACUUCAUCUCUGCUGAUGAGUCAAAGGCAUCUCCUGAACUACAGAGACAGAUGUCUGAAGUACAAACAAAUCUUCCCUAUCCCGAGACGCCAAGUUUCGUGUUUAGAGUAGACCAGUCCUUGAUACGAGGCGCGUACACAGCUAACUCAGUCUCACGCAUUCAGACAAUAUUGCGAGCCACACAACAAACUCAGGCCACUGUGAACAGAAUCCACACCUCCAUUGAAGACCGCUUGCUGUCAUCUCAGGAAACUGGCCAGAAGUUGUCACGGCGUGAGCAGCUUCUGGUGAAGGUGUCACAGCUGCGCAGCGAGCUGACUUGGCAGAUGACACAGCUGCAGCUGGAGAAGGACAAGUACGACAGACAGAGAGGGGAGAGCACUCAGAAGGAACAUAGCUUCCGUGAUCAGGAGUCCAACCUCCACAAAAGCAAGACUCACCAUGAAGACAAGAAAAAGUCAUAUGUACAGACCAGAGAGACACUAGUGAAGGAGAACGCACAGCUGCUGAUACGGAGGAAGCAGUUGGUGGGAGAGAUGGCCACAUACAUAUAUCCCAUAGCAGAGAACAAGAAGAAGCAUAUCUGUAUAUGUGGUGUGUGGCUGCCUAAUGCCGAGGACUACCAAGGUCAAGACGAGACAAUGAUAGCAGUUGGACUUGGGUACACCUGUCACCUGACAAUGAUGGUGUCCCAGUUCCUUGACCUUCCAUUGCGAUAUAUGAUGAUUCAUCGAGGCUCAAGGUCACAGAUCAAAGAUCAUAUACACACGAAGCUCUCGGACAAAGACAGAGACUUCCCACUCUACAGCAAGGGAAAGGAGAAGUUUCAGUUCAACUAUGGCGUCUUUCUUCUCAAUAAAAACAUCAGUCAGAUCCGGUUCUGCUGUGGCCUCGGGACGACUGACCUCCGACUGACGCUGCCCAACUUCAGGACCCUGCUGGAACUCAGGCUUGGAGUUAAACUAGACGGACCUUCUACUCGGUCCCUCACUCCAACUAGUGGUACAGGAAAUAGCAUCACCAGCUCCACAGCACGGGACAGUACGAGGAGCAUCGCUGGCUCCAGUUCUGCCUCCAGUCUCGCCCGUAAGGAGGAGGUGAUCUCCGCCCAGCAGGACGACAGUUCCAACAAUGACACAACCAACACGUCCGACCUCGAGGACAAGGAAAACCGGGAAAACAAGGACAGGAAAAAGGAAUUUGAUGAAACAGACACUCUAUUCGAGGCAAAUGACGAUGAUUUCUUCAAGAUUAGCCAGUCAGCUCCACCUGGUGGUAACGUUAAUAUAAACGCGUCUGUUGAGGAUUUUGACAAGGCUGUGAUUGACUUGCAAGGCAGUGAGGCACUGAUUGACCAAGAUGAGAAGUUAAAUGAUAUGGAAGCUCUCAAGGCCACGCUCCAUAUACACUUCGAUAAUAGUGACAGCACGUCCAGUCCGAGCGUGUCAUACGACGAGGGGGACAUUUCCUCAGGGGAAGAACGUUUACAGCACCGUAAACAUGGAAACCAGGAACUUGGUGACGAGACGGAAUCGGUAAGAAGUGAUUGUGAUAAAUUGUUCACGGAGAACCAGGACGUGACACAGACAGACAUUCCACCAAUCGCGACGUUCAAAACAGGCGCGUUUCGGACUUUAGUUGGGAAUGAACGCGAGUCGUCUCCUGACACAUGCUUGACAGAGGAUUAUCUGAAUACGGCAAAGGUUGUGUCAUAAUAAUAUGCUGUGCUAAUUCCAAUCCUGAACAGAUGGUAAUAUGUCUUGGAAAAUAUCACAGGCUGAUUUGGUGCUAGAAAUCCAGGAAAGGGGUCUUUCCUUUGGCCGUGCUCACAAAGCAAUCUUAGAUAUGGCAAACAUAUGACUGUUUGAAGUUUGAGAUGUCACUGUGAUUGACUCUAAACUGGUUCAUGUAAUGGUGUAGUAUAUAUUAAUGAUUAGGGCUGCAACGAUUCGGUGCGAAUCAUCGAAAAUCGAAUCUGACACAUUAGUUUCGAUUUUCGAUAACCAUUAUCACUAUUUCGAUUCGAUAUUUGAAUACUUAUUUAAAUUAAUUCUGCACAGAACGUAAUUUUGUCUCCAACUCAAGCAGUUUCGAGCCCUGAAAUAAGGCGAAACGUGAUUGAUUGAUGCCGGGUUAAUUAUCCAAUGAGGAUUGUUGUUAGUAGACAUUGCCAAGUUGAAAAUGGAUUUCACGCUGAGAAAGCCGAUUGAGAGUUAAAUGAAAUCUGAUGUUUUUACGUGUAUGAAGAAUCGAAUCGAAGGUCCAAUAUCGAAAAUCGAAUCGAAUCGAGGUCUGGGUGAAUCUUUGCAGCCCUAUUAAUGAUGUUUUUAAUGAAUGCAUUCAAAUUAUGACAUUUGCUUGAUGGAAAUGAAUGAAGAUAUAUGAAUGCACAGAGGGGGCACAAAUAUGAUCAAGGAACUUUCUUAUUUUAAAACGAAUUACUUUGAAAACACACUGAAAAGUGAUAUUUGAAAUCGCCCAAAAUACCAUCCCCAAAAAGUGUAUUGUGAAGCAUACAUUUGUAAGAAAGAACUGUGAUUUACAUGCACAAUUUAUACAUUCUAAUACAGGUUCCAUGAGAUCACUAAUACCUAAACAAAUGUCUAUUUGCUUUUAUUUUAAGGAUAUAUAAUGUUGAUAACCAAGUAUUUGCCUCAAGAGGCUCUGCCGUCUUAUCUACAUGAUACAGAUGCAGAUUCACGUAGAAUCAUUGUUGUUUGAGGUCAUAUUUAGCCAGGUUGUCAUAAUUUCAUGCGUUAUUUUGGGGAUUACAUUCUCUCUUUAAACUAUAGAUGCUAGUACUUUUAGGGGUUGCAUCCCAUCUGGUAUUCGAACCUGUACUCCUACUGUCACCUUAUUGCCAGCACACAAAUUUAGAGAUCUAACCCACUCAGCCACCACGGCUUCCACAAAAUCGGACAACUGGCAGUCACGAUCACCUACUUUGUGUACCCUUCUGACAAGUGUAAAUUGGCAUGGCACCUAAGCUUGAAAGCUAUGAAUACACAAUGCCAAUUAGAAAGUGGUCAUGUGACAUGUUGUAAUUGGGAUUACACUUUCUUAUGGAUGGUUGGUGAGUUUUAAUGAAUUUUCCAAGAUGUGUUACCAUGGUUACCAUAAUAAAACGGUAUUGUGAUAAAAAGA
This is a messenger RNA of Haliotis rubra (blacklip abalone), 3707 nucleotides long. RefSeq names its product UV radiation resistance-associated protein-like. Lineage: Eukaryota; Metazoa; Mollusca; Gastropoda; Lepetellida; Haliotidae. Gene Ontology annotation, molecular function: SNARE binding. The coding region runs from base 125 to 2278 and encodes 717 amino acids. Gene Ontology annotation, cellular component: endosome; lytic vacuole. Gene Ontology annotation, biological process: SNARE complex assembly. The record is from RefSeq and is a predicted model, not a curated record. The transcript is spliced from 16 exons.